CUUCCCUAGAGCUCUGUCCUUGGAUCCAGCUUUCUCAGGCUGGUGCUGAAGGUCCUAAGUCAGCCUCACCAGCCAGCUCUGUUUACCUGGACCCACAUGAGCGUUCACAGGCCACACGACCCUCCACUCCCUGUGCAGACCCUUCUGAGCCUGGGCUCACCGGCUGAUCCAUUGUCAACCGGAGCUCAUUAAGCCCCCCUCAUCUGUCCCGGAGCCUACAGAGCCCUUCCCAGAGCCCUCUGGGCGAGCUCUGCAUCCGCGUGGGAGCGGGUGACCCAACUCCCACAUACCUUCACUGCUGCCCUUAACUGACUUCCACAGUUCAUACCCACGGAGAGGGUGGGAAAUGAGAGCUCAGGUUGGCGCUGAGCCUGGGCCUUGUGUGGUAGGGUUGUCCAAGACAGGAGGAGGCCUAUUGAGGGUGGGAUCCUAGGACUGAAGAGCUUGUCAGGACCGCAGAAGGAGCGCCCCCUGCGAGGAAAAGCAGACCAGGUGGUUCGUCACAAGGGACCCCGCUACUCGGCAAGAGUAGUCACUAGGUAGAAGGCGGCCCCAGCAGGGCCUGCCAUCAUCUGCUUUAGGGAUCUGCCGUGGCAGCAGGAACCCUGCUCAGUUCCCUUCCUGCACCUUGCCCCACAGCCCUAGUCGAGGGAACUGCAACCUGCUGUACUUAGAGAUGGACAGCAGGCAACAGCGCCCCCAGAGGAAGACGCUACAGUGGCAGCUUGCUCAAGAGCAAAGACAACAGUCACCCCCACAGGGGCUUGCCGUGGCCUCCAGCCAGCCAGACACCAAGAGCAAGCCUCAGGACGACUUGCAGACCCAAGACUGGGUGUGUGAGCCUCAGGAACUCAGGCGCCCAGGAAGUCGCUGGAACAUCAGCAUCGAUGAGCGCAGGCGGCUGGCCUUGCAGCGUAUGCAGGAGAGGACAGACACAGCCAGGGCCCCAUCCGGAGACCCGCUGGGCCUGCACCCUGAGGGCCAGCAGACCGAAACCUCCCCAUCGACCCAGUCUGUCCCCACCCCUCCCCUCCAGGCCUGUGAGACUAUGGCUGAUCCCCUGCAGGACAUCGCGCAUGUGUUGGCCGAGCUGAUGUCUGAGGGUGUAGAGAGAGAUGUACUCAUUUCUCAGCCUCUAAGAUCUACCGAGAAUUCUAAUGCCUUCCAGGACUUCUUGGCCCAGGACGCGCCUCUUUGGAAGGAUGAGAAUUUUGAGGCCCAGACCUCAAGAUGGCCUCACUCCUAAGAAGCAGCUCUGCUCAGCCCAGUA
This is a messenger RNA of Mus musculus (house mouse), 1270 nucleotides long. RefSeq names its product testis expressed gene 22 (gene Tex22). Bases 677 to 1246 code for a protein of 189 amino acids. Gene Ontology annotation, cellular component: acrosomal vesicle; cytoplasm. The record is from RefSeq and is marked validated. The transcript is spliced from 3 exons. NCBI's taxonomy places the organism in Eukaryota, Metazoa, Chordata, Mammalia, Rodentia, Muridae.